CCUGUAUUUACUCGUGUUUGAACGCCUCUCUAGUCACUGUAGUCUGUAAUUAUGCCUGUGUGUGUGUGAGAGAGCCGAACACACACCCCUCUGUCAUUCAGUCAUGGACUACAGAUGAGUUAAAGUGUCUCAGAUUUGAAUCGGUACAGACUGAAGCGUGAUGGCGGCGGUGUGAGUGAACACAGCUGAUCGUUUAUAUUCGGUCUGGGUGAAACAUGGCGAUGGUGGAGAAAAGUUCGUCCUCGGGACAAAGUGAUGUUUUAUUAAACCUGCGCUGGAGACAGGUAGUGAAAGAACAACAGGACCGGUUCAGAUCCAGCAGAGAGAGUUUACCUGUACUGAACACACCUGUACUGAACACACCUGGAGCUCUGCAGAGAGACAGAAGCAGCGGGGAGAUUGCAUCAGAGGAGCGGCCACCCGAAACCCUCGGCUAUCUGAACUCAGACUCCAGACACAAGGUCUGUGUGCAGAACGUCCCCUGUGCCGGCCACGCCCUGAGGAACGCGUUUCUAUCCAAUGGACAAGAAAACUGGAAAACUCAUGUAAAACUGGCCAGAAUCAUCAGGAGGAGUUUUGUAGGACUGGAGCUGGUACAGUGGCUGAUGGAGCAGUGUGUAGUUGUCGAGAGCAGAAAUGCAGCGUGUAGAGUUUGGAAUGUUCUUCUGGAGCUGCGCAUCCUGCUCUCAGUGGAACGGCAGGCGGUGUUUGAAGAUUCUGGAAGUCUGUACCAGUUCUCCUUCGAGGAGUGUGAAGCUCAGAGCUGUGAGUUUAGGAAGCAGAGCCAGUGGCUGAACGGAGUGAGUCUUCUCCUAAAAGCAGGACCCCAUACUCAGCACCACAUGGGGACCCCAAAACCGACUGAUGGAGAGAUGAGGAGAAGUUCUAACACCAGUUCUCCGGUGGACGUGAUCCAGAUGAGAGCUCUGGAGCGCCUGACCUCAUCGGUCCAGAACGAGCUGACGCUGGCGCUGGCUCGGAAAUCACGCUGCAAAUCAGUGAUUGAAGACGCCGCCUCAGAAGCACCUGAUGAUCCAUCAUGCAGAACUUCCACCAGUCAACAAACGCAGAGCUCUGGAGCGGGAUCACACAGUGGAGAGGAGAACGGCCGUGUGGAGACGGUCCAGAAACUCACCAAGGACGCCUGCCGUCACCUCCACAGCCCACUCAGACCCACAGAACGUCCAGCCGAGCCCCUGGGUGACGCAGCAGUCCGGGUGUGUGUUCGAGAGAGGAGCCGAGAGAUGCUGCUGCUUCAGAGAACCACGUCAGAGAGGCCGUCCUCCUCCUCCUCCUCGUGCUCCUCCUUUUCUUCGUCCUCCUCCCUUACCCAGAGGUACGCCAGCGUGCCCGCCAGCCCAGAGAAGGUUCUGGAACACCUGCUGAGCCACCUGAGGCUGGAUGAAGAGAGCGCGGGCACCCAGGAUCGGGACACCGAGAAUCUCCUGGAUGAUUUCUUGCUGACGUAUCCGGUCUUCAUGUCUACUGCUGAUCUCUGUCAGGCGAUCCUCGGCCAUUAUUAUAAGAGAGGCAAGAUGAAGGAAGAGGGGCGAGAGACCCUGCUGAGGAAACGGACGGUCCUUCACCUGUCCUCCCAGUGGAUCCUGCUGUGUCGAGACCGGCUUCAGGACGACGAGCAAACCAAACUCUUCAUGAAGACGCUGUCCCGGUACGUUCUGGACGACCUGUAUGAGUAUCCGUCUCUGGAGAAAGAGCUGAAGGAGCUCCAGAAACUUCUGCGCAUGAAACGCAGACACACGGUGGACGAUUAUUCUCCACUGAGGAAGAAUAAAGUUCUCUUCCACCAGUUGAGUCUAAAAGAGAACUGGCAGCCCAUGAGAGCGACCCAGAGGGAGAGGAAGGAAGUUCUGUGUCACCUGUACGUCACCGUGGACUCGUUCGUGAGUGUGAGGGCACACACGGCGGUGACGGCUCAGGAGCUCCUGGCUGCGGUGGCCGAGAGGCUGGAAUGUGCGGAGGACGACAUGGUGCUGGUGGCGAUCACCUACUCCAGAGAGAAGGUUCUGAUCCAGGCCCAGCAGGGUGUGUACUCAGACCCUCUCAGUUCUGUGAGCAGACUGUGCGUGUACAGGAAAGAUCAAACCCACCUACUGGACCCCGUCAUAGAGAACGCUCAGCCCCAGCAGCCGGCGGUCCGAAUGCUCAGCAUGAACACGUGGGACGCAGCCGUGUCCCUGACCAACUGUGACUGGAGUCUCUUCAGCAACCUGCAUGAGCAGGAGCUGGUGUAUUUCACUCUGAGCCGUGAUUCCUGCUCGGGCCACACGGCGGCGCUAGAGUUGCUGCUGCAGCGCUGUAAUGAGGUGCAACAGUGGGUGAUGACUGAGGUUCUGCUCUGUACCGAACUCUGUAAACGGGUCCAGCUCUUCAAGAAGUUCAUCAAGAUCGCAGCACACUGUAAAGCUCAGAGGAACCUGAACUCGUUCUUUGCCAUCAUCAUGGGUUUAAACACUCCUGCUGUCAGCAGACUGAGCCAGACCUGGGAGAAAGUUCCUGGAAAGUUUAAGAAACAGUUUUCCGAGCUGGAAAGUUUAACGGAUCCUUCGUUCAACCACAAAGCCUACAGAGAUGCCUUCAGGAAGAUGAAACCUCCCAAGAUUCCGUUCCUGCCGCUGCUCCUGAAAGACAUCACGUUCAUCCACGAAGGAAACAAAACCUUCCUGGAUAAUCUGGUGAACUUCCAGAAGCUGCACAUGAUGGCGGACCUGGUGCGGAUCAUCAGGCAGUGUCAGACGGAUCACAUGGGAAACAUGUCGAACCAAAAAGACAAUCCUGAGGUCAGAACCUACAUCAACUAUCUUCACAUCAUCGACAAUCAGCAGACUCUGUUCGAGCUUUCACACAGACUGGAGACUAAAGUCUAGGCCACCUUCACGACUGCUAAUGAGACGAGGCCGAAUUCUGCUCUCGUUUGCGUGGAAGCCACCGAGACGGAGGAUCGAUGUUCAUGGACGGACAGGAGAGCGAGAAACUGAACACGGAGCCUGAACUGACUUUACAUAUGUCAAGGUGAAAGGUGAUCCUGGUUGCAGUUCUGCAGGCACACGAGAGGUUCACUUACUUUCUGAACGUAAUGAAGGAAGCGAUGGUUGGUUCAGUUCAGUUUGAUAUCGUGCUGGUCAGCAUGACGUGGCAGUGCCACUGACCGACCGGGACGAAACUCGUCAUGUAAAAAAUGUGAAUAUUUAAUUUAAUUUGAGUUUUUUAUGUAAAAAGAAAAUCAAUAGAGAGAUAUUAUUACCUCUA
Molecule: messenger RNA, 3267 nt
Organism: Trichomycterus rosablanca
Lineage: Eukaryota; Metazoa; Chordata; Actinopteri; Siluriformes; Trichomycteridae
Gene: rapgef5b
Product: Rap guanine nucleotide exchange factor (GEF) 5b
Exons: 26
Coding region: 216-2885 (889 amino acids)
Biological process (GO): positive regulation of GTPase activity; Ras protein signal transduction
Cellular component (GO): plasma membrane
Molecular function (GO): guanyl-nucleotide exchange factor activity
Source: RefSeq, a predicted model, not a curated record